Molecule: messenger RNA, 2165 nt
Organism: Physeter macrocephalus (sperm whale)
Lineage: Eukaryota; Metazoa; Chordata; Mammalia; Artiodactyla; Physeteridae
Gene: TSPAN32
Product: tetraspanin 32
Exons: 9
Coding region: 1-990 (329 amino acids)
Cellular component (GO): membrane
Source: RefSeq, a predicted model, not a curated record
AUGGGGCCUUGGAGUCGAGUCAGGGUGGCCAAAUGCCAGACGCUGGUCACCAGCCUCUUUGUCUUGCUGCUGGGCCUCGCUAUGGCCACCACGGCAGCGCUCACCUACUUCGGGCCUCACUUUGCUGUCAUCGGCCACGCGGCCUCAGAGAGGACCCCCUACGAAGCUUUGCACCUCUGGGCCUUCUCCGCAGGAAUCAUCCUGGCCGGGCUCCUGACCCUGGGGGCUGUGCUGAGUGCUGCAGCCACUGUGAGAGAGGCCGGGGGCCUCAUGGCUGGGGCCUUCCUGUGCUUUGCCCUGGUGUUCUGCGCCCUGGCGCAGGUGGCCUUCUGGAGGUGCCACAACCCCACGCAGGUGGAGGACGCCGUGUUGGACGCCUACGAUCAGGUGUACGAGCAGGCAGUGACGGGCUCGUCAGGAGUCUGGCGGCAGGAGCUGGCGGCCAUCCACGCCGUGUUUCAGUGCUGUGGUAAGAGCCCCCCGCUCGGCCUCCCGGAGGGCUCGGAGGCUGACCCGUGUCGGGGGCAGGAGGCCGACAGACAGGACUGCCUGUGGGGCAUCAGGAGCUUCCUGAGGGUGCACGGCAGCGUCGUCUCCACCCUGAUCGGCCUCGGCCUCGCCGCCAUGGUAUAUGUGGUGCUUCUCGGUGCCUUCCUCCGGUUUGCCAUCCGCUCGGGCAAAUACACCCUGAGCCCACGGGCCCGCGGCUGCCAGCCCCAGGAGCCCCGCUUCUACAGACGCUGCCGGGAGGCGCCCGCCCCUCAUCACCCGUCUCAAGCAGAUGCUCUCAGGGGCCGUCGGGGUCCAAGCAGUCGCUCGGGUCACCCUCCGCUGCUCCAGGACACCCACCUGCCUACGCACAGGAGCGACAGAGACGCUCUGGCCUCGGCCCGCACGCGUUCCUUACCAGGAGGGGAUGAGCUGUUUUCCUCCACAUGGUGGUGGGAUGGGGAGGGAGGGGACCCCACCAGACAAGCAGCCUCCAUGUAAGCAGACGGGGCACCAGGGGCCAUUUGCAGACUCUGGGAACAGGCUGGGAGGUGAGCCAGGACAGAGGAAGCAGAGGGCAGCUUGGCUGGGCUCUGCUUUGAGUCUCACAGGGUCAAACCCAGGGGUGGGCUGGGCUGGGCUGGGCUCCCCCCGCAGCCUCUGGGGAGGACCCACUCCAGGCUGGGUCAGGCUGUUGCCAGAGUUCGGUUCUGCGCGGCUGUAGGACUGACGUCCCUUCCUUGCCCGCUGUCUGCGGGGCCGCCGUGCUCCCCGAGACCCCUUCCCCUCCAUCCUCAAGUCAGCACGGCAGGUGGGUUCCUGCUCCUGCUGGGAAUUCCUCCGACUCUCCCCAAGGCUGGAGGACAGUCUGCUUGCAAAGGCUCACGUGUGUAGAUGAGGGCCACCCGGGGAAAAUUCCUGCCGUACAGAGAAAUCACAUUUGUAGUGGUACUGUGUUCACGGGCUCUGGGGAGUGCAUUUGAGAAAUCCCACCUGCCACGGCCUGUCCCCGUGGCCAUCCGACUACCCGGCCGGUGAGUUCUCUCUAACGAACCGUCCCCGACAAUCUGCAUCCUUGGCUCAAACCCCGAGUCCCGGGUGGGACGCCAGACUGGCCCAGCCUAGGCCGAGGCCCCAGCGUAACUGACGAGGGAGAAGGGACCGCGGGGCCCUUUUAACUUCCAUAGAGGGAGCUCAGCCCUGCCCCCGUCGAAACCAACAAAGUCGGGUGCCUCCCCAGUAAGAAGCAGCCCUCUGUGAUGAGCAAAACCAAAAAGGGACCAAGUGACCAACGCCCGCUGCAGUCCUCCCCUUGUGUUUCCAAUCUCACACACACACACACACACACACACACACACACACACACACACUCUCUUCCCACACUUACACCUCCAAAAACAAGACGGCGCUCGGCCAGGAUGAAGCAAAUAGCUCUCCUACCACUGAAGGCGCACAGGCCUUGCCCCCAAGGAAUGUGCCGGAAGUCCAACGGUUCUGCAUUUGAUAACCGUCCAGGGCAUCCGGGGAUGUGCGCGCCUCUCCUGGUCCCGUUCUUCUCAUCAGACAAAAUAAACUUUAAAGAAGCACCAGCUAAAUUCCUGUGUACAGCAGUGGUGGAAAGAAAGGGGAAUGUAGUUAAAUUCUGUAGAAAAUUCUGUACAUGACACCGCAGGAGA